Messenger RNA from Babesia ovata, 354 nucleotides. RefSeq names its product diaphanous 1, putative. The coding region runs from base 1 to 354 and encodes 117 amino acids. The transcript has a single exon. NCBI's taxonomy places the organism in Eukaryota, Apicomplexa, Aconoidasida, Piroplasmida, Babesiidae. The record is from RefSeq and is a predicted model, not a curated record.
AUGCUCCUUCUCGAAAUUGGUAGGGUCGUCCCAGAGGUUGCGGUUGAAGUGGAGAUUCUCCUCCAGCGACAUCCCGCAGCCCUUCAAGAACAGCCAAAACUGGCGGCGGGCGUUGUACUUUAUAUGCCGGCUGCGAAUGUAAUGGGUGAAAAUGCGGCGCAUGCAGGGCGGGAAUGUCAGCGCGAACACGCUAUUGAUGUUGGCAAGACUCAAGCUCUCGCUGCCGUCCGACUUGAAGGAGCCGCGAGAAUGGUCGACGGCCAGAUACGACUCGGGGAGGACGCGCAUAAAUCCGGACAGGCGUUCGUCCACAAAUGGCAGAGCAGACUCCAAGCUGCCGGACUCGUCGAGUGA